AUGUCAUCAUCCUCUCAGCCGGUGCCAUCCUCUAAGACGAAGCUGGAUCAAAAGCUGAAAAGCUACAACUCACUUCAACCCACCGACAAAACCAAGGAAUUUCUGCGUGAUUUCUUCAAGGUCCUGUCUCCUGAUGGCAAAAACAACCUGGCGGAGGACGUUUCAGAAUGUGCAGACGAUGAGACGAUGCGGCAACUGGUCCAAAGUAUCAGGACUGGCUUAUUGAUCCCUAUAAAAGCACGAGGUGGCAAGACACCCACUGAAAUCACUCCGUCUCCGCGUCCUGGUGUUGAUGAUUCGAUCGAAAACCUCAAGAGCCUAAACAUCGAGCCUAUCAACAGAAGCCCUCAAUCAAAACUCCGGGACCACUGUUUAGAGCGAGAUGGCAAUAAAUGCGUUGCAACGGGGCACUACAAUUACAACAGCCAACACCCACGAAACGCAUUGACGACCCACCUUGAAGCGGCACACAUUAUCCCAUUUGCACUUGGGUCCUUCGAGGCUACGAGCGGCGAGGCAGUGGACAGACAUGCAAAGAUUUGGGUCAACCUCACGCGCUACUUUCCAAUCCUUCGGCGUAUGUCCUUUACCUCGGAGAAUCUUAAUCAGGAAAGAAACGUUAUGAUGAUGGACCCUCAACUCCACACAGAGUUCGGUCAACUCAGAGUUGUUUUUGAAGCGACCAGACUUCCUCACCAAUAUCGAAUUAAGACAUUCGCAGACACUGCUACCGUGGCAAUACGAGAUUUACCUCGGAAUCGGCUUGUGAGAUUCAAAGUUCACAUGGGAAGGUGGGAACUUCCUGAUCCUAGACUUCUCGAAAUCCACGCUUGUAUUGGAAAUUUCCUACAUAUGAGUGGCCAGGCGGAGAUAAUCGACAAGGUUCUGAAAAAAUUUGAAGACUGUGGUGGGCUUGCGCCGAGCGGCAGCACUAAUGUUGCAGACCUUCUUGCAGCGAGCAGCCUCUCACUGCUACCCUCGAAUUUCAACGAAACUUCAGACUCCCAGAAGUCCACAGAGAAGCAUCGUCCUCUGGAGAAGCAAGAGCCCCUGCAGACGAGACCUACUGGCACUGAGAAUAGACCAUGGGAAUAA
Messenger RNA from Penicillium subrubescens, 1095 nucleotides. RefSeq names its product HNH endonuclease signature motif containing protein. Lineage: Eukaryota; Fungi; Ascomycota; Eurotiomycetes; Eurotiales; Aspergillaceae. The transcript is spliced from 2 exons. The record is from RefSeq and is a predicted model, not a curated record. Bases 1 to 1095 code for a protein of 364 amino acids.